Molecule: messenger RNA, 2352 nt
Organism: Meyerozyma guilliermondii ATCC 6260
Lineage: Eukaryota; Fungi; Ascomycota; Pichiomycetes; Serinales; Debaryomycetaceae
Exons: 1
Coding region: 1-2352 (783 amino acids)
Molecular function (GO): carboxypeptidase activity
Source: RefSeq, a predicted model, not a curated record
AUGUCUAUUUCGUCCGAGAGAACGAACCUGUCAGUAGUAGACACCGAAAAUGAAGUCUAUUCCCUGGUAUCCGAAACCACGCCAUUUUUAGAACAUCGUCAUCUGCAAUAUUCGAUAAUAGGAGAUGGUGACUUGGAACCGGAAAUGAUAGAAGACCUUCAAUCCAAAUACGAUGAGUACUACCAAGUUCAACAACAGAAGCUCGUGAAGCGACGGUUCUGGUGGUUCUGCUGUUUGGGUCUCGCCGCCAUCAUAAUAAUGCAUCUUUCUUUCUUACCUCGAACGUCACUCAGCCGAGACUUUCGCAGAUGGUAUGGCCUCCAUUUGACCAAAUCUGACAUCAAACGCAACUUUCUUCUUUACAGCGACACAGAAAACACCAGCUUCACCAAUAGGGAAUCCAUAGACAUGUGGUUGGGAAACCUCACGAAAAUCAGCGAGGCCAAAAGCCAUUCGUUGACAUCUACAGAUAAUCCAGACCUAGAACGGUAUGUGUCUAACGUCUUUAAACUGCUUGGAUACCAUCCUCAUACCUACUCCUACAACGUACCGCAACUCCGCUGCCCGCAAUCCCUGACACUUUCGUUGAUAGCUGACGAUGGUGCGGUCAUCUACGAUGCUCGCUUGAGCGAGAAGGGCUUCUCAACACCCGCAUACCUCAGUUUCGGCUCCAAUGGAGCGGUUACGGCCCCAUUUGUCUACGUCGAAGAAGGGACCCAUCUGAGCUACACUAAGGAUGUUAACGGCUGUAUAGUGAUAGCCAAGUCAAAUCUGUCUUCGGUACUCUCCGCAGCCGAAAAGCUACAAAUUGCCCAGCACAAAGGCGCUGUAGGGUUCAUCAUCUACCAUGAAGAUUUGAACAAUUCGGCGGCAAUUUCAAGAGAUAGUGGGUCUUUGAUACCGUUCUGGAAUAAUGCCAACUCUCGUCCAUCUAUCCCGGCCAUUCCCGUUAGCUAUGCCUCCAUUCAACCGAUACUCGAAGCGUCCAAAGCAACAGACGAGCGCUUAAUGCUCCAUUUGAGCAGCAAUUUUCUCGACCAGAAACCGAGAAGAAUUUCCAACGUCGUUGGAUCUGUCAAGGGAAUUCUUAACGACGGGGAGAUUAUCAUUGGCGCGGGUAGAGACUCGCUAACUUCUGCCAAUGUCUUGAGCAAUCAUGCUGUUUUGUUUGAGAUUAUGAAGCAUUUCCGUCAGCUUUUAAAACUCGGCUGGAAGCCCUUACGGACCAUAAAGUUCGUGUCUUGGGAUGGAUCCAGAAGUGGUUUGGUAGGCAGUCAACUUUUUGGCGAUGAUCCGAAAGCUCUUGAUAAUAAGCACCCAGUCUUGUGCUACAUCAACCUUGACCUUGACAUUGUGAGAGGCACUAAUUUCAGAAUAGAAUCAACUCCUGUGUUUGAUCACUUGAUUAAAAAGACGGCCAAAUAUAUCCCAUUUCCAAACGAAAAGGGGUCCAGGUCGACUCUUUUUCGUUACUGGAACAAACAAGACAAAAAUGUCAUCCAUAACAUUAUAUCAGACAAUCCUGACCGGUCCGAUGCAUUUGUCUUUCAAAACCACUUGAGCGCACCUGUAAUCAAUGUCAGGUUUGAUAAUGAAACAGGAUACUGUCACAAUUCCAAUAUGUUCUCUCUAAAACAUGUUAAAGACGUCGAUGAGAACUUGAAUUUACAUUCUCUGUUAGCACGGUUUGUUGGUCUUUUCACCAUUUCCUUGAGCGAGAGAGAGAUUCUUCAUAGUAAAACCGAACCAUACUUUGAAAGUAUUUCAAGGUCCUUUGACAAUUACAAAGAGAAGUACCAGAACCAGUUAUCAGCAUGGAGCAACAAAUUGGUUCCUUCAAAGCUCCUUGAAAAGUCGACCAUAUAUAACAACGUGAAGAACGAUGUGGAUAUUAAUAGUGUGCGAUUCGGGGACUUGAUAGCUGAAUUCCAGUCCCUUCUACAAUCAGCGGUGGAGAUCUCCAGCCAUUUCGAUACCUAUUCCAAGGAAGUUCAAGAUGGUCUUAUUGAGGAUUAUCCCUGGUAUAAGGCUCUUGUCAAGUUGAAACGUUAUGCUCAAUACAAGGUUGUGAACCAUAAGUUGAUACAUUUAGAGAAUGAGUUGUCGUUAAAACCAAGGCAUUAUGAGUACAUCUUUAGCUCACCAGCGAAAGAAACAUGGUUCCACCAUUUGAUAUAUGGAGAGGUACCUUUUUCCACUGAACAAAAUUCGACUUAUUUUGAAACCAACAGUCGACAAGUACUUCUAUGGAGACUAUAUGAUGCGGCAGAACGCAGCAACUACACAGAUACUAUAAAAUGGGUUGUUGUCUUGCACGAUGCAAUCUAUAGUAUUCGUUAUAAACUAUCUUAA